AUGCGUUUGAAGUGUUUAAAAACAAAUGCUACUAUUUGGGGUUGUGAUUCAUAUAAAAGUGUAAAACGCGAUGAUUUUAUUAGUGACGAGAAUUCUCAGAAUUCUGAAGCCAAUGAGUUGGAUAAUGAGAUUAUUAAUAACAAUAAGAAUAUCACAUUUAAUAAUGAGAGUCUUGAUGAAGAUACGAACGAUACGACAGGUAAAUUAACAGUCGAGUGUGGUAGUGAGUACCAGGAUAUCAUAGAAGAACGUCAGUGUAGAGACAACCUCGACUACUACCCAUUUGCUGUGUCAUUACAGAAGAAAGGCGCACACUACGCAACCGGGACGCUCAUAGACAAACGGUGGAUAUUAAGCGCUGCUAUAGAUUUCUACAACGUAAGAGAAUCUAUAAAAUUAUUUAGACCUAGACUAGGAUCUGUGAAUUGCAAACGAGGUGGCAUUUUCGUACCCCUCAAAGCUGUGGAGAUACAUCCUUCUUAUGUACCAGGGAGACCCAGUUUCGACUUGGCACUCCUCAGGAUCGCGUCUCCGGUGGACUACACGGAUUAUAUCAGGCCAAUACGUUUGACACAAAUUACUCAUAAAGUACUGGAGGCUAAGUUUUUGACUACGUACUGGCCUAGAUUAAUUGUAAAUGGCCAUCCUCUGCCACCAUCCGCUAAAGAACGAGUGAAACAGUACAGCAUGAGGGUGUCAAUACAGAGGAUGGUGCCGUGGGACGACUGCCGCGAGCUGAUGAUGCAUAGGAAUCUGGUGUUAAACGACUCGUGUUUAUGUCUGCUCCCGAUUAAAGUACACCAUAGUAAUUGUAUGCCCGACGUUGGCGCACCAGUUAUCGCCAAGGACGGAUUGUGGGGCAUCACUUCUGGAUGGACUCCUACAGAUUGCUUCGUACGUCCCACUCUGACUAUCUUCACACGUCUCUCCUCAUCAAUUGUCCGCUCCUGGUUGGAUCCGCUGCUUAUAAAUGUGUAA
Messenger RNA from Achroia grisella, 978 nucleotides. RefSeq names its product hypodermin-A-like. Gene Ontology annotation, molecular function: serine-type endopeptidase activity. The record is from RefSeq and is a predicted model, not a curated record. The transcript is spliced from 6 exons. NCBI's taxonomy places the organism in Eukaryota, Metazoa, Arthropoda, Insecta, Lepidoptera, Pyralidae. The coding region runs from base 1 to 978 and encodes 325 amino acids. Gene Ontology annotation, biological process: proteolysis.